CAUGUGACCUAAUUCCACCUAGUUACAGAGAAAGCGUCGCUAAGGAAAGUGAAUGAGGAGAGCCAUGGAUUCGCAGCAAGAAGAUUGUUUACUACUUCUUAAAGGACACCAAAACUUUAUGAAUACAGAAAGUGAUUUAACUUGCUAAAAACAGGUUAUGGCAACUGACAUAAUUCGGUCAUUCAGGAUUUUGCAGUGUUGCGACGUCGUUCUCUGGCUUGCUUAUUCAUCCAUCGUAGCAUGAAAGAGAUAAAACAAGAUUAGUUAGCUAGCAUGUUGCCCGCUAGCUAACGCUAGCAAACCGACGGCGUACAUUUCUAUACCGAGGCGCUAGGGACAAGCAGGGCGAGACAGAGGAACAGGGCUUCCCUGUUCUGCUCUGUAGGGCGGCUGCCUGACGGACAUACCAGCCUUCACAGCAGAAAGACUGGACACAUCUGAACAUGGGUAAACUUCAAAGCAAAUUCAGACGACGGUCUGACAUGUACAGGACGUCCAGGGGUGACGCAGCAGAGAUUGCUUCCAGCAGUCAGGUGGUCCAGCAUGACCCCGCCCACUCUGGCUCCAUCAACUGUGUUACCUGCCUGACACCAGACCUGUGUGUGUCUGGAGGGAGUGACCAGGCUGUGGUGGUCUAUGACUGGAGAGGAGGCAGGCUGUGUCAGUCUUAUCAGGGCCACAACAGAGAAGUCACCAAGGUGGUGUGCUUCCCAGGUAGCACCUGGAUCUUCAGCGCAUCGCGGGACAAGUCUGUGCUCAUGUGGGACAUCAACCAAGGGGACGAGCCCAUACAGGAGUUCUGUGGUCAUGAGCUGGUGGUCAAUGGUGUGGCGGUCAGCCCUGAUGGGACCAAGUUAUGCACCGGUUCCCGUGACAACACCAUGUGCCUCUGGGAUAUCGAGUCUGGGGAGUGUGAACAGAGGAACACCAUCUCUAGAAACCUGGUGACUCAUGUGUGCUGGGUUCCUGGAAGCUCCUCCAUAGUCCAGACAUCUGAGGACAAGACAAUCAGGGUGUGGGACAGUAGGUCGUGGCAAGUGACCAACACGUUCCCGGCAAAGCAGUACAUCCAGACCCACUGUGACAUCAGCUCCAACGGCCACUACCUGCUGUCCAGCAGCAACGGCUUCGGAGGCCAGGGCUGCGAAGCCACGGUGAGGCCAGGGCGAGGCCAGGGCUGUGAGGCCACGCUGUGGGACCUCCGUCAGCCUGGCUGUAAGGUGGUGGAGUACAGGGGUCACCUCCAGACCACAGCCUGCUGUGUGUUCCUGCCCCAGAGCCCCUCCGGACCCCCCAUGGUGGCCUCCUCCUCGCACGACAGCUCCGUCAAGAUCUGGGACCAGAACACUGCAGCCUGUCUAGGGACCCUGAUCCUGGACGGGGCUGGCCCUCUGGUCUCCCUGGCGACGUGUGACCCUGCCAACCUGAUCUGUGCCAGCUUCAACACAGGCCUGCACCUGCUGCAGCUUGGGCAGGGGGGUGGAGACAUCAGCCUGACCGAGGUGGCGCGCUUCUGACCCCACGCGCCGAACGACGACGUCGCCGUGGUUAUCUGGGGGUGCACUGAGACCUCCCUGCCUAUGGAUGGACCACAGACACCCCCCCCCCCCCCCCCUGUGGAGAGGGGAGGAGGCCUUUAGAAAGAGGUCCUCACUCUGAGGCCACCUUCCCUUGGUGGGGUUUGAAGGCUGCAGCGUAGCAGACAGGACGGAGGGAGAACCGAAGGGACGUUCCGGAACACUGAGUCAUUCUGGAACUUCCUGGUCUUCUCAGAACAGUAGAGGGGGGCCCAGUGUCUGGGUGACGGAGGAGUAGUGGAGCUGUGCUAGGCUAGGCUGCUAGCUACCUGGCUUAUGGUGUUUGCUUAAGGUAGCACUUAGCGGUCAGUAGACUUAUGUGACUGUAGAAGAAGGUAAACGUCUCGCUAAUUUCUGACAUUAUGAUUAAAAAAAUGAUUGGACAGUUGUUUCGGACCAGUGGACUCAAGAAUAAGGACUUCCUACUUGUCCAUUGAUCCUGUUGCAGCAACAGACUGUCUGAAGCUCUGCUCUGCCACCUACUGGACUGAACCAAACCAAAGAAAUUAUGAGGCUGGUAGUUCAUAACAAUUUGUGGAUCAUUGGAUCCUUUAGACAUUGAUGUUCAAAACAUGUCAACUGUAUUUUAUAUUUUUAAAUUGUUAAUUAACAAAAACCAACUAGGAGACUUUAUAACCAGGCUCUUGCUUUGGAGGAACAUAGCAUUGGGUCUUUAUUUUGAUAGAAAAAUGUGAGUUUAUAUUUGGUAAAAUAAAGAUGUAAAUCUCCA
This is a messenger RNA of Osmerus eperlanus (European smelt), 2307 nucleotides long. RefSeq names its product WD repeat domain 31 (gene wdr31). NCBI's taxonomy places the organism in Eukaryota, Metazoa, Chordata, Actinopteri, Osmeriformes, Osmeridae. Gene Ontology annotation, molecular function: protein binding. The record is from RefSeq and is a predicted model, not a curated record. The transcript has 10 exons. The coding region runs from base 444 to 1517 and encodes 357 amino acids.